Molecule: messenger RNA, 1743 nt
Organism: Cordyceps militaris CM01
Lineage: Eukaryota; Fungi; Ascomycota; Sordariomycetes; Hypocreales; Cordycipitaceae
Product: 4-coumarate-CoA ligase 2
Exons: 4
Coding region: 1-1743 (580 amino acids)
Molecular function (GO): CoA-ligase activity
Source: RefSeq, a predicted model, not a curated record
AUGCUGUUCAAAUCUGCCUACCCCGAUAUACACGGUACGUCGGCCACUCCUCCCAAAACCCCGCCAGAACGCAACCACCAACAAAAAAACCCACGCCUUCAAAAAGUCCCGCCCGACCUCACCCUCUGGCAAUGGCUCUUUGAAGGGCCCUCGCCCGCCGCCGGCUGCAGCUCCCCGGCCGCCGGCGCCGCUGCUGUCACGCGCGAGUACAUCAACACCCACACCAACACGCGCCUCACGCACGCCCAGAUGCGCGACGCCGCCGCCGCCCUGUCCGCCGCGCUGGUCCGCCGCGGCCUCCGCCCCGGGGACGUGGUCGCCCUCGUCUCCCCCAACGCCGUCACGUACCCCGUCUGCCUGCACGGCGUGAUGCGCGCCGGCGGCGUGCCGGCCGUCACGUCGCCGGCCGCCAACGAGACGGAGAUGAGGCACGCGCUCCGCACGGUGCGCGCCCGGUUCGUCAUGUGCGCGCCAGAGACGCUGCCCGUGGUGCGCGCGGCCGCCGCCAAGGAGGGCAUCGAUAAAGAGUGCGUGUUUGUGUUUGCGGAUGAGGAGGAUCGCGUCGACGGCCAUGUGUCGCUGAGUCAGUUGGUCGAGGAGGGCGCGCGGAAAGGAUGCAUGCCGCCGGUGGGCUUGCCGACGGGAAUGACGAGUGCGCAGGCGACGGCCUUCUUGUGCUUUAGUAGUGGCACGACUGGUCUGCCGAAAGCUGUCAUCAUCUCGCACGCCAACAUCAUCGCGCAGUGCCUCCAGCUGAACCUCGCUUACACCCACAGCCCCAUGGCCCUAGGUCUUCUGCCCUUCUACCACAUCUCCGGCCUGGUGCGCGCCCAAGUACACUGCCUGGUCAGCCACACGUCCAUUGCCGUGGUGCCGCGCUUCACGAUGCCGGCGCUGCUGUCUGCCAUCAGCACGCACCGCAUCGCCGAGGUGAACCUGGUGCCGCCGAUCCUGAUCCGGCUCGCGCACGACGCCACCGUGGCCGCCUACGACCUCUCGUGCGUCGAGCGCUGGGCGACGGGCGCCGCGCCCGUCAGCCCCGAGGUGCUCGCGCUGCUCGCCGCGCGCUUCCCCGGCACCGGCUUCAAGCAGGGCUACGGCAUGACGGAGACGACGGCUUGCGCGACGACGCACCCGCCGCACCUCUACGACUUUAAGCACGGUCGGUCCGUCGGCACGCUCGUCGCGGGGACUGUCAUGAAGGUGGUGAAUGAGGACGGCGUGGCUGUUGGGGUCGGGGAGCGUGGUGAGGGCCACAGAUUCGCGUCAAAGGACCGCAGAUUGUCCCCGGAUACCUACACAACCCCGAGGCCACGGCCGCCGCCUUUGACGCCGAGGGCUUCCUGCGCACCGGCGACGAGGGCUCCGUCGCGGCCCCAGCUCACCAUCCACGACCGCAUCAAGGAGAUGAUCAAGGUCAAGGGCGCCCAGGUCGCCCCGGCCGAGCUCGAGGACCUGCUGCUCGGCCACCCGGCCGUCGCCGACGCCGCCGUCGUCGGCGUCCCGGACGACUACGCCGGCGAGCGGCCCUUUGCGUUUGUCGUCCUGCGGCCGGGUGCCGACGCCGCGCGGGCCCCCGACGACGUCGUGGCGUACGUCAAGGAGGCCCGGACGAGGAGCAAGUGGCUCGCCGGCGUGCGCGUCGUCCACGCCAUCCCAAAGAGCCCGAGCGGUAAGAUCCUACGGCGAAUCUUGCGGGACGAGUAUAAGAAGGAUGCGCAAGCGCAGAGGGCAAAGCUGUAG